ACCUGACCUACGAUGUCCCCGACAUACGAUCAUUUCAGCAUACGAUCACUCUCAGAGACCAUUGCAUGUUGAAGGCAGCAUCAACAUACGAUGCUUUUGUAUGUCGGGGCCAUCGCAUAAACGGCUAUCCGGCAGCGCAGACUGCUUCAGCUGCCACCGGAUAGCCGUUUACGGUGCCCCGUGUGGUCCGCUGACGAUCACUUACCUGUCCUCGGGGCUCCGGCGCGUCUUCUUCGGGAUCCCCUGCAUUGUCGGCGCUCUCCAUCAUCGUCAUCACGUCGCUGCGCACGCCGUCCCGUCAUCCAUUGGAGCGGCGUGCGUAACGACGUAAUGGGGGCGACGGAGAGCGAGGAUGCCGGGGAAGCAGAGGCCUUACCGGAGCGUCGGGGACACCCCGGGGACGCGGCGACAGCGAUGGAGGGCGACAUCCAGGGCAGCGGUGACGAGCGGUGAUGGUCCGGAGCGGCGGGGACACGCUGCGCCCCGUAUGCACAUCGGUCUGGUUGAACUUUGGCUUCGGUUCAGGAAACUCCAAAAAUUUCAAGAUGAAACCUGGAGGAAGAUGAAAAGGAUGAUGAGAACGAUGAGGACAAUGAGGACGACUUCAGCGUCCUGCCAAGAACUGAAAGACAAAGUCAGGGACACUGCGGUCCAAGUGCCGGAGCGGUUGGGAACGAUCGAGAAACGCGUGGAAAUAAUAGACGGGAGGAUGAAGAAUAUGGAGGAUGCGCACAAAGAAGAAUGUGCAAACAGAACGCAUCAUCUAGAAGAGAAAAAGAUCUCAGACCAGCUGCCUAAGAAGGCAUGCCACGGAGAGCCACGUGCCAUCAGUGCCCUGGGGCCAGGGAGAGGUAGAGCCAGCACUACCCAGCUCGCCCACAAGGUGGCAGCUCUCACCGAGUUACUAAACGGGCACAAUGAGUUGCUGGUGGAAUUGUAUCAGAGGAUGACUGAACUGGAGGGAACACGACGCGCAAAAGUCACACUGCAAGAUGGGAGCGGAGAUGGACGCUAAACGCAGACGGCCUGGUGUGUCGGGAGCCAGGGCAUGUGACCGCAAGAGUAAUGACCUCUAGGAAGGCUACAACGCACUACAUCAUGUCUUAUCCUCCAGUCACAUCCAGAGCAGCAGCAUAAUUCUGAUAUCUGAAGCUUACACACACCGGCUACAUGUAAGCUGAGAUACUUUAUACCAGUCUUUCCCAACCAGGGUGCCUCCAGCUGUUGCAAAACUACAACUCCCAGCAUGCCCGGACAGCCGUUUGCUUAUUUCACAUAAUGCAUUAGUUUAGACCAGGGCUUUCCAAACUAGGUGUAGUAAGUAGUCAGCCAUAGUCCCCGGGUGUGUUUGGCAGGACCGUUCUGUCCCAGUCGACACUAGUCACUAUAAUUAAAGAAGAAGUGUCACGAGAAAAAACUUUGGAUUUGGGAUAAGUUUUAGAUUUUGGAGCCCCGGCUCGCAUUCACAGUGGUGCGUCAUGCCAUGCCC
Messenger RNA from Hyla sarda, 1489 nucleotides. RefSeq lists its product as uncharacterized. The record is from RefSeq and is a predicted model, not a curated record. The coding region runs from base 353 to 1015 and encodes 220 amino acids. NCBI's taxonomy places the organism in Eukaryota, Metazoa, Chordata, Amphibia, Anura, Hylidae. The transcript has 3 exons.